Messenger RNA from Polistes canadensis, 2107 nucleotides. Its product is annotated as pyruvate kinase-like. Bases 125 to 1714 code for a protein of 529 amino acids. Gene Ontology annotation, molecular function: pyruvate kinase activity; potassium ion binding; magnesium ion binding. The transcript has 8 exons. Gene Ontology annotation, cellular component: cytoplasm. Gene Ontology annotation, biological process: glycolytic process. The record is from RefSeq and is a predicted model, not a curated record. Lineage: Eukaryota; Metazoa; Arthropoda; Insecta; Hymenoptera; Vespidae.
GAAACUCUCGACAAGUCUUAAAUUGACAUCCUGUGGUCUACGUACGGUUCAUUUUGAUCUCUCAAAUUUCUACGACUUUGUUUUUUUCUUCUUCUUCAACAAAGUAUAUAACAAGCCUGCUAGAAUGGUCUGGGUUACCGUCGAUGAUAAGAUGGCUGGAAAGCAGAACGAUAAAGCACUCUAUGCUCAAAGUCAACUGGAUCAUUUGUGCGCUCUUGACAUAGACAGUCAUGCGUCUUCCGUUCGACUAUCUGGUAUUAUCUGCACAAUUGGACCUGCCUCAAGGUCUGUUGAAACUUUGGAGAAGAUGAUUGAGACUGGCAUGAAUAUCGCUAGAAUGAACUUUUCUCAUGGAUCUCACGAGUAUCAUGCUGAGACCAUUAAAAAUGUCAGAGAAGCACAGAAAAAUUUGUCAGCACGCGUUGGCAUCAAUGUACCUGUGGCCAUUGCCCUUGACACCAAGGGACCAGAAAUUCGUACCGGACUUCUGGAAGGUGGUGGUUCUGCUGAAGUGGAAUUAAAGAAAGGACAAACUUUUAAAUUGUCUACCGACAAAGUUUAUAUGGAGAAAGGUAAUGCUGAUACAGUUUUCGUCGAUUAUGAGAAUAUUUCGAAAGUAUUGAAGGUCGGUAAUCGUGUAUUCGUUGACGAUGGUUUGAUAUCUCUUAUCGUUUCUGCUGUCGGUCCAAACGCAAUAACUACAACUGUUGAGAAUGGUGGUAUGUUAGGUUCUCGAAAGGGUGUUAAUCUACCAGGUGUCCCAGUAGAUUUGCCAGCAGUUUCUGAAAAAGAUAAAUCAGAUCUUGUGUUCGGUGUUGAGCAAGAAGUAGAUAUGAUAUUUGCGUCAUUCAUCCGAAAUGCUGCUGCCCUUACCGAAAUCCGUGGGAUCUUGGGUGAAAAGGGUAAAAAUAUCAAAAUCAUUUCUAAGAUAGAGAAUCAUCAAGGUAUGACAAACCUUGACGAGAUUAUCGAAGCAUCGGACGGUAUCAUGGUUGCUCGUGGUGAUCUUGGUAUUGAAAUUCCACCGGAAAAAGUGUUCCUAGCGCAAAAGUGUAUGAUCAGCCGAUGUAACAAGGUUGGUAAACCUGUGAUCUGUGCAACUCAGAUGUUGGAAUCUAUGGUAAAGAAGCCACGUGCUACCAGAGCUGAAACUACAGAUGUAGCUAAUGCCAUUCUUGAUGGAGCGGAUUGCGUUAUGCUGUCAGGUGAAACUGCUAAAGGAGAUUAUCCUUUGGAAUGUGUACGCACAAUGGCCAAUAUUUGCAAAGAGGCUGAAGGAAUUUUCUGGCAAACUCAGAUCUUCCGUGAUCUAUCGAGCAAAGUAUUGCCACCGAUUGAUGCUACUCAUGCAGUUGCUGUGGCUGCUGUUGAAGCAUCUAUCAAAUGCUUGGCCAGUGCUAUUAUUGUAAUUACUACUUCUGGUCGCUCAGCACAUCUUAUUGCCAAAUACAGACCACGGUGUCCGAUUAUUGCAGUAACUAGAUUCCACCAAGUAGCCAGACAAGCACAUCUUUAUCGUGGCAUUUUGCCUCUUUAUUACGAAGAUGCACCACUCGGCGAUUGGUUAAAAGAUGUCGAUGUACGAGUACAACAUGGAUUGAAAUUUGGCAAAAGUCGUGGUUUCAUACAAACUGGAAAUUCAGUUGUUGUUAUCACUGGUUGGCGACAGGGCUCUGGCUUUACAAAUACUCUUCGUAUAGUAAACGUGGACUGAGCUGAAACUUCCGUAAUGGGUCUCGUUCAUGAUUAAUUACUUUGCACAACAAUUACUAUUGCGCAAAAUGAUCGAUCAUAAAUGAGUCUUGUAAGCCUUCAAACAUAGCACUCAUUUACAAUAAACAAUAAUAAUAAUAAUAAUAAUAAUAAUAAUAAUAAUAAUAAUAAAAGGAUUAAAUAUUUGAACACAAACUUCAUAUCGAAGGGAGGACAUUCUACUUGUUAACAAUUGAUAGUGUGCGAUUUUAUGCAUAAUAUCGCCUCUAAUAAAUAAAUCGUAGUAAAAUCGUUGUAGAACAACGAUACUAUUUUAUUAGUACAUAGACCCAGUAUUAUUGUAAUGCUGUUGAAGUAUCCACAUCUGUCGUAUAAAGAGAUAUAAAUAUAAAUA